AUGUCUUCUAACGACAACACCUCCUCCCUCAAAGCGGCUGUUGAUACUGCCACUGGCUACGUCCAGUCCGGUAUUGCUGCUGUGACUGGUAGCGCUGGCGACAAGGCCAAAGCCGACGAACACAAGAACAAGGGCGCUACCGAAUCUGACCUUUCCCACACGGCCGCCAAAGCAGGUCCGUUCGCCAUCAGCUCUUCUGGCGCCGCUGCCAAAGACAGCCCCGAACGCACCCAAGGCCAAUGGGACCAAACUAUUGGGAGCGCUAAAGAAGCCUUCGGCAACCUCGUCGGGAGCGAGGAUCUCAAGCAGAAAGGACGUGAACAGAAUCUCCAGGGCCAGGGCCAAGAGGCUAAGGGCCAACUGAGCGACCUCGGAAAGGGUGUGAGCGAUCGUGUUCAAGGGACUGUCGGCAGUGCCGUGGCGUCUUUGACUGGCGACCGCACGGAGCAAGCCAGGUAUAACGAAAUGCACGACGAAGGAAAGACCCGACAGCGCGGGGUUGAGUUGGACCUGGAUAAGCAGGCUGCUGCUCAGCAAAAAUAG
Messenger RNA from Cladophialophora psammophila CBS 110553, 543 nucleotides. RefSeq lists its product as uncharacterized. The record is from RefSeq and is a predicted model, not a curated record. Bases 1 to 543 code for a protein of 180 amino acids. NCBI's taxonomy places the organism in Eukaryota, Fungi, Ascomycota, Eurotiomycetes, Chaetothyriales, Herpotrichiellaceae. The transcript is spliced from 2 exons.